This is a messenger RNA of Raphanus sativus (radish), 1538 nucleotides long. RefSeq lists its product as uncharacterized. Lineage: Eukaryota; Viridiplantae; Streptophyta; Magnoliopsida; Brassicales; Brassicaceae. The transcript is spliced from 8 exons. The coding region runs from base 129 to 1364 and encodes 411 amino acids. Gene Ontology annotation, cellular component: membrane; cytoplasm. Gene Ontology annotation, molecular function: protein binding. The record is from RefSeq and is a predicted model, not a curated record.
AACUUUACCACUUCCUUCAUCUUUUUAUAUUAUAGCGUCGAGACGAAGCUCGAUUUUGUGCAGAAACGCGAAGUUGAACAACAACAUCCAUAUCUCUCCCUACCUUUGAUCUUUCUACGUAUUGGUUUAUGAGCUCAAAGGAGAAGCCCACUCUCGGAGGAACGCGGAUUAAGACCCGCAAAAGGAAUAUUGCUGCUCCUUUGGACCCUGCUGCUUUCUCUGAUGCUGUUGUCCUGAUUUAUCUCGAUAAUGCUGGUGAUCUCGAACUUGUUGCCAAGACCAUUGAGUCAUCUGAUCUUAAUUUCUCUCGAUACGGCGAUAUCUUCUUUGAGGUUGUUUUCAUCGGAGGACGUACGCAAACCGGUUCUGUGAAAUCUGAUGAAGGGGAACGCCAUCCUUACUCCAUCAUCGACUGCCAACCAAACCGUGAAGCCAUCUUACCAUCAGUUGUAUACAUUCAGAAAAUCCUGCGCAGGAAACCAUUCCUCAUAAAGAACCUCGAGAAUGUCACCCGGAGGUUCUUGCAGUCGCUCGAGCUUUUCGAGGAGAGCGAGAGGAAGAAGCUCGCCAUAUUCACAGCCCUCGCGUUCUCCCAGAAGCUCUCGGGGUUGCCUGCCGAGACCGUCUUCCAGCCGCUGCUCAAGGACAACCUUGUUGCCAAAGGGAUAGUGCUCACUUUUGUGACUGACUUCUUCAAUGAGUAUUUGGUUGAGAACAGCCUCGAUGACUUGAUUGGUAUUCUGAGGCGUGGCAAGAUGGAAGACAAGCUCUUGGACUUCUUGCCACCCACUAAGCGGACUACUGAAUGUUUCUCUGAGCAUUUCACCAAGGCGGGAUUGACAGCGCUGGUGGAGUACAAUGAAAAGAAAAUAUUUGAGGUGAAGCUGAAGGAAAUAAAAGAGGUGCUUACGAGCCAAGUGACGGAGGAGAUUAACAUAGAUGAGGUGAUUGAAACGGUAAAGCAACAGGUGAAAGAUGCUAAACUGCCAGAGAUUGAGGUUGUGCGUGUCAUCUGGGACGGGAUAAUGGAUGCUGUUCAGUGGUCUGGUAAAAACCAGCAGCAAAACUCAAACUCUGUAUUACGCCAAGUGAAGACAUGGGCACCGCUUCUGAACACGUUCUGCAGCAACGGGAAAAUGGAGAUGGAGCUGAUGUACAAAGUACAGAUGCAAUGCUACGAGGAUGCAAAGCUGAUGAAAGUGUUUCCAGAGGUAGUGAGGUCUUUGUAUGAGCUUGAUGUACUUGCUGAGGACACUAUUCUCCAUUGGUAUCGCAAAGGGAGCAACCCCAAGGGCAGGCAAACGUUUGUGAAGGGGUUGGAGCCGUUUGUGAAUUGGCUGGAAGAGGCUGAGGAAGAAGAGUGAGUGAAUGAGUGAGCCACGGAAGCCAAAUCUGUUUUUCUUUUAUCUCUUCUAAUAAAACAUAAAACUUUGAUUCACACAAAAGUCAGAUGCUUGAAGCUUUUUUUUUUUUGAAUGGAUUGUUUGUUUGUUUAUUGGACUACGUCUUUAAACUGUUUUGAGGUCUCUUAUGUUUGA